AUGACUUCUUUGGAAUUGCAACCGUCCUCAUCUCGCCGAGAUGGCCAAGAUGAGGUCGAAGAGGCUGGCGGCAAAACCGACAUUGAUCUUGUAGAGAGCGCCGGACAUGACAGGGCAGCAACUUACGGGGAGUCCGUGGCUGCUCGUCUUCCCAAGGCCCAUCGUGAUUAUCUGAUGGAACGCCAUGGCACAUUAGAUCUCGACCCUAUUCCUGGCAUGGGCGCAGCUGACCCUUACAACUGGCCUGAGUGGAAGAAAAUGAUGAAUUUGAUCCUUGUGGCAUUCCACGCUUGCAUGGGCACUUUUACCGCCGCUGCCAUCAUUCCUGCUUAUUCCACGAUUGCCGAAGAACUGGGUGUUGGCCUGCAAAACGCCAGUUACUUGACUUCUCUGCAAAUUGCCAUCCUUGGAGGUGCUCCUCUUUUCUGGAAACCAUUGUCCAACCGGUUUGGACGCCGUCCCAUUUUUCUCCUUUCUCUUAUUUGCAGUCUCGUCUGUAAUAUUGGUUGUGCGAAGAGCACCACCUAUGCCUCCCUCGCUGCGUGCCGUGCCCUGGUGGCCUUUUUCAUUUCUCCUGCUUCCGCCAUCGGCAGUGCAGUCGUGAUGGAAACGACCUUCAAGAAAGACCGUGCCCGUUAUAUGGGUGUCUGGACUCUGAUGAUCACCUUGGGUGUCCCCAUCGGACCUUUCAUCUUCGGUUUCGUCACCUACCGUGCCGGAUACCACUGGAUCUACUGGAUCCUCGCAAUGAUCAACGGUGGCCAAUUCAUCCUGUAUCUCAUCUUCGGCCCAGAGACCCGCUACCUAGGCAGCGGCAUCGACAACGAGAAAUCAGCCUUCAAGAUCGAAUACUUGUCCCUGCGACGCAUCGAUCCAACACCAUUCACAUUGUACGAGUUUGUGCGCCCACUAACAAUGGCUCGCCACCCCUCAAUCCUAAUCCCAUCCUGCGCAUACGCAAUGAUCUUCCUCUUCGGCAGCAUCCUCACAACAGUCGAGGUGCCCCAACUGUUGCAAGAAAAGUUCGAGUUGAACGCCGAGCAACUCGGCCUCCAAUUCUUGGGUGUAAUCAUCGGCUCCGUAAUCGGCGAGCAGAUGGGUGGUGUCCUCUCCGACUUCUGGAUGAGCCGUCGUGCCCGCCGAAUCGAUCGCAAGGCCGAGCCUGAGUUUCGCCUUUGGCUCAGCUACUUCGGUUUCGCCUUGACCAUCAUCGGUGUGAUUGUCUUCCUGGUUUGCACGCAGGAGGCCAAGACUGGUCAUUGGAAUGUGACCCCCAUCAUUGGGACCGCUAUUAGCGCUGUCGGUAACCAGCUUGUCACGACUGUCAUGGUCACAUAUGCUAUUGACUGCUUCCCACAAGAGGCGGCUAGCAUUGGUGUAUUUGUCACGUUUGUGCGCCAGAUCUGGGGUUUCCUGGGUCCUUUCUGGUUCUCUCCUAUGUUCGAGACUGUCGGCAUCGCUGCCAGUGCUGGUAUUGCUGCGGCGAUGAUCGUUGUUGUCAGUGUCAUCCCGACUAUUUUCCUGCACUGGCGGGGUCGGGUGUGGCGUAGCGACGAAUAG
Molecule: messenger RNA, 1560 nt
Organism: Penicillium antarcticum
Lineage: Eukaryota; Fungi; Ascomycota; Eurotiomycetes; Eurotiales; Aspergillaceae
Exons: 4
Coding region: 1-1560 (519 amino acids)
Biological process (GO): transmembrane transport
Molecular function (GO): transmembrane transporter activity
Source: RefSeq, a predicted model, not a curated record